Messenger RNA from Oppiella nova, 9324 nucleotides. Lineage: Eukaryota; Metazoa; Arthropoda; Arachnida; Sarcoptiformes; Oppiidae. The record is from the annotation of a GenBank genome assembly.
CACCAUUUAGAGGCCCAUAAACUGCUGCACAGGGGUAUGACCUACCGGUGCGAUAGGAGGGGGUGUUCGGCGACGUUCGCCAGUCCCGUGUAUCUGAAGGUACAUCAGUCGCGAACGCAGCCCAGAGCUGAUGGACAGGGAUGUGCCACAAAGGGUAAAGGGUUUCAGAGGACUAUAGCCAAGAGUUUGAAGGCUAACACCAAAAGGCAACACAAACUCAUUGAUAGUAAAGCCAAACGAAUUGAAAACAAUAUAGAAGUGAUUGAAUGGAAAACCACUGGAAAGAAACCGAAACUUAUUGAAAACAAACGAAAUUCAAUUGAAAUUAAGCCCAAAACUAGUGAAAUUAAACCGAAAUCUAUUGAAAGCGAACCUAAAAGUAGUAAAACAAUGGUUCAGAAGAAUGUGGCGAAAGAUAGUCAAAGAGAUGCUAAAGAAUUUAAAGUCCUCGACGAAUGUGAUGUUAGCCACGGAUUAAAUGAUAAGAUAAAGAGUAAUAGUGUGGAUGACAAACACAUAACGAGUCAAUCGAGUGGUGAUAAUAAACUGUUUGACGAUUGGUUUGUCUGUAAAUACAAAGAGUGCGGCGAAUGGUUUGCCAACGAAGAGAGUUAUGUUUACCACAAACGCAUGCAUGAGUUGGUGGUAAAGAGGAGGGUGCAGAGGACUCUACCGAUGACUGUACCGCCUGUGCCUCGCUUUGUGACCAUCUCUAAGUCGGAUCGAAGCCAUGGCGUAGCCAUUGAUAAGCCGACAGAUUUUCAACACAAGUGUCCGGUCAAUGGUUGCGACGAAACGUUUGACUCAAUGCAUAGUUUGCGUUCACAUCAGAAGCGCCGACAUCCCAAGGAGUUGCCGGACGUGCCAUGGAUUCAGUGCCAGCGAACCGGCUGUCGGUUUAGGACUAAAAUGAAAGCGGAUUUCAAUAGACACGUAGCCAACGAUCACAAGAAGUCUGCGAAGGCUGUACCGGAUACAGGCCCUCAACUUAAGCCUAUAUCGCAUACUCUAUAUCGUCUAUACAAGUCUGACGACUCCUCGACGGUUGAGUCGACGGAUCGGCAGUUUAUGUGCGAAAUCAAAGAGUGCGGCCAAGCGUUCAAAACGAGUUACGCGUUGGACGGCCACCACAAACGCAAACACCCGCACUCUUUCCCUGACAUACCGUGGAUCGACUGCCGCUAUAAGGACUGUCUGUUUCAGAGUAAAUGCAAUAUCUAUAUGAGUAGUCAUAUGUCGAGACACAAGACCGUGAGGUCCCCGCCCGGGCCCAAGUCGGCGAAGAUGUCACGCGCUGUCAAGGAAUGGAAAUACCGGUGCGAUAGCCAUGGAUGCGAUUACGCGACGCGAUUUGAGCGUAAUUUGUCGGCCCAUAAGAGGGUACGACAUCCCGAGAAUUCCCUGUCUGAUAGACGCGUCAAAUCUGUCGGAAGUGUGGCUCAUGUAUCGGAAUACCAGUGCGAUAGACAUGGAUGUGAUUAUACGACGAGAUUUAAACAUAUUUUAAAUGAACACCAAUUAAGCCAUUCAGAGGACAGUCGGUUGAAGUGUGGGAUCAAUGAGUGCCGCAAAGUGUAUGGCUCUAAGACGGCACUCAUGGCCCACCAGAAGAAACGACAUCCCGACGAGUGCGGCGCCAAAAGUAAGGACUGGUGGUGCGAUUGGGACGCCUGUCGACGAGUGUUUAAUAGUGAGAAAGCACUUAAACUGCAUAUGAAAGCUCAUACUCGUCGCACAUGUGAGGCCAUACCCUACCGAUGCGAUUGGGAGGGGUGUGACCAAACUUUUCCCAUUAAGAGUGUAUUAGAUGUGCACUUAAAGGAGCACUUAUUGGCUGAAGACUUCGGUGUUCCGGCGCCUGUAUUUGAUGAUGAGAUGAAAGUGGAUGUCAAACAGGAACCGAUUGACACUAUGACCGUGAAUGUAAUACAGGAGUCAAUUGACGACAAUAUCAUUGAGUUCAACAGUAAUUGCAAUAACAAUAGUAAUAACAACGAGACGACUGCUGCGACGUCGGACUUUAAACUAAUGUCUGAAUCCAGUGGUGAAGACACUGAAGUCGAUGGCAGCGAAUUAGACGAUGAAAACAAGGAUCUAUUGAAUGAAGCGAUAGAUGAUAGUGAGGACACCACAAGCAAUGAGUGUUUGAUUGAAAAAUACAUUUCAAUCGGUUGUCAAACGAGCUAUGAAUCCGUGGAUCAGUGGACGACUACAAGAAAUGAUGAAAAUAAUAAUGAAUUGAGUGAAGAGUUGACUGAAACACAUGACACGAGUAGAAGUGAUAAGGCUUUUAACAAAUCAAUCGGUUGUCAAACAACUCAUGAGCUGAUGAUUACAAGUGAAAACUUGGAGACUAAUCAUGAAACACAAGACAAUCGAGAGUCUGGGGAGGAAGUGGUCAUCAAUUUGGACGACGAGUCCGAUGUCGACACAGACUGCGAUAGACAUGUCUUAUCGAGUGAAGUGAGUGUCGAUGAAAAGGGAGACAAUAAUGAAGUGCUGGAAGUCUCGCAAUCAAACGCUGACAGCGAAACAAACGCUAAGAAUAUUGAGGCUAUUAAUAGGACGAGUGGACAGUAUGUGUGCGAUUGGAACGGCUGUUGGAGACAAUUUAAACUCAAGCACCAGUUAGAGGACCACAAGCACCGGCACUCGGACGAGAUCUACCGGUGCGAUAAGAGGGGCUGCUCUGCGAUAUUUGCGAGUCCCGCGUCCCUGAAGGCACACCAGUCCCGAAAACACUGCAAAUCCUUUGGACAGCCGUAUAAGACAAACACUCGUAGAAAAAUCAAAGUAUUUAAAAGCAGUCAUAAAGAUAGCGACGAAACAACGGCUCAAUUGAACCUUUCGAGUGAUAGUCAAAGUGAUGGCAACGAAUCAAAUGCGAAGACAAUCGAUGGCAGCAAUUCUUCGGAAGAAAUAGUGGUAAUAAGUGCUGACAAACAGUUUCUAUGCAAUUAUGACGGAUGUGUCGACGGGUUUAGUAGUGUCGAGGAUUUGAUUGAACACCGACUGAAGCAUAUAAUAGUGGUGCCCACUGUCGAUGACUGUCCCGAGACUACCGGUUCCGCGUCGCCGGAACGUCCGCUUUACACAUGUAAGGCUAAGCGAUGCCAAUACUGGACCCGAUAUAAGCAUAACUUCAAAGCACACCAAUCGACACAUUCAUCCGAUUUGAAGUGUUGUGUCAAUGAAUGCAAUCAAAUGUUUAAAUCGAAAUAUAGUUUUAUUACUCACCAAAAGGCACGACAUCCCGAGACUUUACCGCACGUGCCGUGGAUUGAGUGCCGACAUAAGGGCUGUCAGUAUAGGACUAAACUUAUGGCUGACUUUACGCGACACUCGAGCCGACAUACAAUACCUGCAAACGGUAUGCACAGGUAUUACACGAAACCCGAUAGGAUUCACUCGACGGAACGCCCUUUCAAGUGUAAGGUCUCCCGGUGUCAGCAAUGGUUUAAAUAUAAGAACAAAUUAAAGGAACACCAGCUUAGUCUACAUCCCCGUUCUUUUCCCGGCAUACCAUGGAUUAAGUGCUCGCAUAAGGGUUGUCAGUAUAAGACUAAACUUAACACCCAUUUCAAUGCACAUAUCAGUGGACACACAGAGGACAGGGAUGCGGACAGCCGUUUUAAGCUUAAAUGUGGACUCGACGGCUGUGAUAAUGUGUUUAACUUUAAACGACAAUUGAUUGAACAUCAGUUGCGAGUACACGCCGGCGACCCCGGUGUCCAACGAGAUAUAACCGGCGAAUCAGCUAAUGUCAGAAGUGUUUCCAGAGGUUUGGCUGAUAAGACACCCGACAAACCCUUUGUAUGCGAUUUUAGUGGUUGUGCGAAGAGGUUUAGCCGUAAAGAGAAUUUAAUUAAACACAAGCCCUCCCAUCGCUCAACCGAUGAGUGCCACACAAAUACUGGUUCGUCUACCAGUGCUGGCCUUUCAUUGACACAAAGGGCUGAACUCCUCAAACGCGAUGGUGUCUAUCGGUGCGACAGUCAGGGGUGUGAAUACACGACACGAUUGUUAUAUGUGUUUAAAACACACCUUUUGGGACAUACGGCGGACUGUAUAGUCUACCGGUGCCAUUGGCCCGGCUGUGAGAAGACAUUCUUAGUUAAAUCAUACCUCUGGGGCCACGAAAGGGAUCACCAGAGGAGACAAAAGGGCCUCCCAGUAGGUAGUCAUCCGUGUCAUUGGCUAGGAUGUGAGUACAGGACCUCAAAAAAGGGUACACUUGAGAGACAUGUCUUAAACACUCAUCAGAAUGGAUCUCAAGUCGUGUCCAAAUGUAAGACAAAUGAAUGCAAUCUUAUGGACAGACGUGUGAAGAGUCCGAAGAAUGGUAAAAUUCUGACGGAAGUGAACGAUAAGAAGAGUCCAUCGAAACGGAAACGACUCAAUCAUUUGGUGUGCCAUUGGAAUGGAUGUGAGAAACGGUAUAAAUUCAGACACCAUUUAGAGGCCCAUAAACUGCUGCACAGGGGUAUGACCUACCGGUGCGAUAGGAGGGGGUGUUCGGCGACGUUCGCCAGUCCCGUGUAUCUGAAGGUACAUCAGUCGCGAACGCAGCCCAGAACUGAUGGACAGGGAUGUGCCGCAAAAGGUAAAGGAUUUCAGAGGACUAUAGCCAAGAGUUUGAAGGCUAACACCAAAAGGCAACACAAACUCAUUGAUAGUAAAGCCAAACGAAUUGAAAACAAUAUAGAAGUGAUUGAAUGGAAAACCAUUGGAAAGAAACCGAAACUUAUUAAAAACAAACGAAAUUCAAUUGAAAUUAAGCCCAAAACUAGUGAAAUUAAACCGAAAUCUAUUGAAAGUAAACCUAAAAUUAGUAAAACAAUGGUUCAGAAGAAUGUGGCGAAAGAUAGUCAAAGAGAUGCCAAAGAAUUUAAAGUCCUCCACGAAUGUGAUGUUAGCCACGGAUUAAAUGAUAAGAUAACGGGUAAUAGUGUGGAUGACAAACACACAACGAGUCAAUCGAGUGGCGGUAAUAAACUGUUUGACGAUUGGUUUGUCUGUAAAUACAAAGAGUGCGGCGAAUGGUUUUCCAACGAAGAGAGUUAUGUUUACCACAAACGCAUGCAUGAGUUGGUGGUCAAGAGGAGGGUGCAGAGGACUCUACCGAUGACUGUACCGCCUGUGCCUCGCUUUGUGACCAUCUCUAAGUCUGAUCGAAGCCAUGGCGUAGCCAUUGAUAAGGAGUUGCUGGACGUGCCGUGGAUUCAGUGCCAGCGAACCGGUUGUCGGUUUAGGACUAAAAUGAAAGUGGAUUUCAAUAGACACGUAGCCAACGAUCACAAGAAGCCUGCGAAGGCUGUACCGGAUACAGGCCCUCAACUUAAGCCUAUAUCGCAUACUCUAUAUCGUCUAUACAAGUCUGACGACUCCUCGACGGUUGAGUCGACGGAUCGGCAGUUUAUGUGCGAAAUCAAAGAGUGCGGCCAAGCGUUCAAAACAAGUUACGCGUUGGACGGCCACCACAAACGCAAACACCCGCACUCUUUCCCUGACAUACCGUGGAUCGACUGCCGCUAUAAGGGCUGUCUGUUUCAGAGUAAAUGCAAUAUCUAUAUGAGUAGUCAUAUGUCGAGACACAAGACCGUGAGGUCCCCGCCCGGGCCCAAGUCGGCGAAGAUGUCACGCGCUGCCAAGGAAUGGAAAUACCGGUGCGAUAGCCAUGGAUGCGAUUACGCGACGCGAUUUGAGCGUAAUUUGUCCGCCCAUAAGAGGGUACGACAUCCCGAGAAUUCCCUGUCUGAUAGACGCGUCAAAUCUGUCGGAAGUGUGGCUCAUGUAUCGGAAUACCAGUGCGAUAGACAUGGAUGUGAUUAUACGACGAGAUUUAAACAUAUUUUAAAUGAACACCAAUUAAGCCAUUCAGCGGACAGUGAGUUGAAGUGUGGGAUCAAUGAGUGCCGCAAAGUGUAUGGCUCUAAGACAGCACUAAUGGCGCACCAGAAGAAACGACAUCCCGACGAGUGCGGAGCAAAAUGUAAGGACUGGUGGUGCGAUUGGGACGCCUGUCGACGAGUGUUUAAUAGUGAGAAAGCACUUAAACUGCAUAUGAAAGCUCAUACUCGUCGCACAUGUGAGGCCAUACCCUACCGAUGUGAUUGGGACGGGUGUGACCAAACUUUUUCCAUUAAGAGUGUAUUAGAUGUGCACUUAAAGGAACACUUAUUGGCUGAAGACUUCGGUGUUCCGGCGCCUGUAUUUGAUGAUGAGAUGAAAGUGGAUGUCAAACAGGAACCGAUUGACACUAUGACGGAAAUCAAUGAAAGCUUUGUUUCAAUCGGUUGUCAAACAUGUGAUGAGUCCGUGGAUGAGUCCAGUGGUGAAGACACUGAAGUCGAUGGCAGCAAAUUAGACGAUGAAAACAGGGAUCUAUUGAAUGAAGCAAUAGAUGAUAGUGAGGACACCACAAGCAAUGAGUGUUUGCUUGAAAAAUACAUUUCAAUCGGUUGUCAAACGAGCUAUGAAUCCGUGGAUCAGUGGACGACUACAAGAGAUAAUGAAAAUAAUGAAUUGAGUGAAGAGUUGACUGAAAGACAUGACACGAGUAGAAGUGAUAAGACUUCGAACAAAUCAAUCGGUUGUCAAACAACUCAUGAGCUGAUGAUUACGAGUGAAAACUUGGAGACUAAUCAUGAAACACAAGACAAUCGAGAGUCUGGGGAGGAAGUGGUCAUCAAUUUGGACGACGAGUCCGAUGUCGACACAGACUGCGAUAGACAUGUCUUAUCGAGUGAAGUGGGUGUCGAUGAAAAGGGAGACAAUAAUGAAGUGAUGGAAGUCUCGCAAUCAAACGCUGGCAGCGAAACAAACGCUAAGAAUAUUGAGGCAAUUAAUAGGACGAGUGGACAGUAUGUGUGCGAUUGGAACGGCUGUUGGAGACAAUUUAAAUUCAAGCACCAGUUAGAGGACCACAAGCACCGGCACUCAGACGAGACCUACCGGUGCGAUAAGAGGGGCUGCUCUGCGAUAUUUGCGAGUCCCGCGUCCCUGAAGGUACACAAGUCCCGAAAGCACUGCAAAUCCUUUGGACAGCCGUAUAAGACAAACACUCGUAGAAAAUUCAAAGUAUUUAAAAGCAGUCAUAAAGAUAGCGACGAAACAACGGCUCAAUUGAACCUUUCGAGUGAUAGUCAAAGUGAUGGCAACGAAUCAAAUGUGAAGACAAUCGAUGGCAGCAAUUCUACGGAAGAAAUAGUGGUAAUAAGUGCUGACAAACAGUUUCUAUGCAAUUAUGACGGAUGUGUCGACGGGUUUAGUAGUGUCGAGGAUUUGAUUGAACACCGACUGAAGCAUAUAAUAGUGGUGCCCACUGUCGAUGACUGUCCCGAGACUACCGGUUCCUCGUCGCCGGAACGUCCUCUUUACACAUGUAAGGCUAAGCGAUGCAAAUACUGGACCCGAUAUAAGCAUAACUUCAAAGCACACCAAUCGACACAUUCAUCCGAUUUGAAGUGUUGUGUCAAUGAAUGCAAUCAAAUGUUUAAAUCGAAAAUCGGUUUUAUUACUCACCAAAAGACACGACAUCCCGAGGCCUUACCACACGUGCCGUGGAUUGAGUGCCGACAUAAGGGCUGUCAGUAUAGGACUAAACUUAGGGCUGACUUUACGCGACACUCGAGCCGACAUACAAUACAUGCAAACAGUGUGCACAGGUAUUACACGAAACCCGAUAGGAUUCACUCGACGGAACGCCGUUUCAAGUGUAAGGUCUCCCGGUGUCAGCAAUGGUUCAAAUAUAAGAAAAAAUUAAAGGAACACCAGCUUAGUCUACAUCCCCGUACUUUUCCCGGAAUACCAUGGAUUAAGUGCUCGCAUAAGGGUUGUCAGUAUAAGACUAAACUUAACGCCCAUUUCAUUGCACAUAUCAAUGGACACACAGAGGACAGGGAUGCGGACAGCCGUUUUAAGCUUAAAUGUGGACUCGACGGCUGUGAUAAUGUGUUUAACUUUAAACGACAAUUGAUUGAACAUCAGUUGCAAAUACACGCCUGCGAUCUCGGUGUCCAACGGGAUAUAACCGGCGAAUCAGCUAAUGUCAGAAGUGUUUCCAGAGGUUUGGGUGAUAAGACACCCGACAAACCCUUUGUAUGCGAUUUUAGUGGUUGUGCGAAGAGGUUUAGCCGUAAAGAGAACUUAAUUAAACACAAGUCUUCCCAUCGCUCAACCGACGAGUGCCACACAAAUACUGGUUCGCCUACCAGUGCUGGCCUUUCAAUGACACAAAGGGCUGAACUCCUCAAACGCGAUGGUGUCUAUCGGUGCGACAGUCAGGGGUGUGAAUACACGACACGAUUGUUAUAUGUGUUUAAAACACACCUUUUGGGACAUACGGCGGACUGUAUGUUGAAGUGUGGGGUCAAUGGAUGCGAUCAACGGUUUAAUUCUGAACUCUUUUUGACGUCCCAUCAGAGGCGCAAACAUCCCGAGGCCUUACCGUCGGUGCCGUGGAUUCAAUGUCGGCGUACAGACUGUCAGUUUAGGACUAAAUGCCAGUCCUCUAUGGACUGCCAUAAGAUGAUGCACUCGAGUAUUCAGUUGUCAAAAGUCCGGUGCGAAUGGAGUUCCUGUACUCAAGUGUUUGAUAGCAUAGAGUUAAUGAAAGUGCACGUGAAUAGCGCGCACACGGAUCAGAUUGACUACAGGUGCUCAUCGACGGAAAUUAAUGAAAUUACGACUACACGUGAUGUGGACGACCAUCAAGAGCGAAUCUUCCUCACAAAACACAGUUUGUCUGAACACCAACUCAGUGGACAUCCCGACGCCUUUCCCGACAAAUCAUUCAUUGAAUGCAUGCACACCGGCUGUCAGUAUAGGACUAAAGUCAUAAAUUACAUGAACAAACAUAAGACAACACAUUCUAUGGGCACUAAUUGUGGUGAUCCGGGAAGUGAUAGAAAUGAAUUGAGUGCCGGAAAUAGUGGUCAAAAUGUGGACAAUUGUCAUCAGUUUAACUGUACUAUCAAUGAAUGCCAGCAAACGUUUGAAUCCAAGCGUGAAUGGAUUGCACAUCGAAUGAGAGCACAUCCUGAAGAAUAUGUGAGAGAACUGAAAUCGUAUGACAUGUCACAGCAAAGUAGUCUCACAAUUGAGCUCCAGUUCCUCUGUUCAACGGAUGGUUGUAACCAAUUGUUUAAUAGUGAAGACAACUUAACUUCACAUCAAUUAAGACUACAUCCCGAGGCCUUUGCAUCGGUGCCGUGGAAUGAGUGCUGGUAUACUGGCUGCGAGUUUAGGACUAAAUGCCCGAACCAUAUGAAUGCCCAUAAGUUGUUGCAUACGGGCAUAGAGUUUCCCACAGAUAAUGGAUAA